This is a messenger RNA of Sarcophilus harrisii (Tasmanian devil), 1097 nucleotides long. RefSeq names its product gem-associated protein 7-like. Gene Ontology annotation, cellular component: SMN-Sm protein complex. The transcript has 3 exons. NCBI's taxonomy places the organism in Eukaryota, Metazoa, Chordata, Mammalia, Dasyuromorphia, Dasyuridae. The record is from RefSeq and is a predicted model, not a curated record. Gene Ontology annotation, biological process: spliceosomal snRNP assembly. The coding region runs from base 205 to 648 and encodes 147 amino acids.
GCGCCUCGGCCGGGCUUCCCCGAACGGCGCAGGCGCGCGCCUCGGCCGGCUUUCCGGGCGGCGCAGGCGCGUGUUCCGGCCGGGCUUCCCCGGACGGCGCAGGCGCGCGCGGUUUAGAACGCUUUGGGAGCGAACUUUCCAUUCCGGGCGGGCGCUGAGGCGUCGGGCUCUCUCGCCCGCUCGGCCGCCCCGUGGCCUGAGACCAUGCCCGAGAAGGAGCUGACCGGAGCCGAGCCCGUCGGCAAGGGUCGAGUCGUCAGCUACCGGAGAGAGGCGCCGCUGCCCGCUGACCAGGCCCCGCAGAUCCCCACGCCGGUUCCAGUGAUCCGCCUCCCCCGGGGCCCGGACGGCACCAGCCGCGGUUUCAGCGCCGCCCGGGGCCGCGACAGGACCGGGUCCGCCGUGGAAGUGGCCGAGCAGGAGGCCCGGGCGGCGCUGCGCGAACGCUACCUGCGCAGCGUGCUGGCCAUGGUGGGGCGGCCCGUGCACUUCACCCUGCACGAGCGCGUCCACGUGGACGCCCACUUCGGGGCCACCGACCUGGACGUGGCCAACUUCCACGUGUCCCAGCUGCAGACGCCCCUCGGGGUGCAGGGCGAGGCCCUGCUGCGCUGCGCCGACAUCAUCUCCUACUCCUUCCAGCUGUGAGCCCCUCCUUCGGCAGGCCCCCUCGGAGGACGCGCGCAGACCGGGGAGACGGGCGACCCAGGCUGAGGUCACCACGGAUCUCGGAUUCCCGGGACUACUCUCUCCCCAGAAUGGGAAGGCAGCAGCCGCAUUCGUUCAAUAAACAUUUAUUAAGCGCCUACUAUGUGCCAAGCACUGUGCCGGUGCUAGAAGGGAAGAAAUCGGGGCGGCCUUCCUGGAGGAAGGGGUGGGAGGACAAUGACAGCCGCUGAGUCUGGGGAGGCCACCCCCCGGGAGAGGGCACCCCCUAGGGGAGGCGGAGGGGGGCGGGGAGAGGGCGAGCGAGCUACGGCUGUCCGGAAGCAGAGCUAGGAAUGCCCGUCGGCAGUCGCACAUUCCUCCCGGCUUCCCUGCUUCCUUCUCCCAAGUGCUCGCGGCGGCCUCGGUUCCAGGAGCUAAGAACGGCUGCC